Molecule: messenger RNA, 9877 nt
Organism: Cuculus canorus (common cuckoo)
Lineage: Eukaryota; Metazoa; Chordata; Aves; Cuculiformes; Cuculidae
Gene: CLEC16A
Product: C-type lectin domain containing 16A
Exons: 24
Coding region: 86-3337 (1083 amino acids)
Biological process (GO): endosome to lysosome transport; endosomal transport; regulation of autophagosome maturation
Cellular component (GO): endolysosome membrane; late endosome
Source: RefSeq, a predicted model, not a curated record
UGCCCCCCAGCGUGCCCCGCGGCCGCGCGUGCGCGUUUCGGCCGCGUUCCCGGCCAUGGAGCUCUAAAGCCCCACUGGCGCCAGCAUGUUCGGCCGCUCCCGCAGCUGGGUAGGCGGUGGGCACGGGAAAGCCGCCCGCAGCAUUCACUCCUUGGACCACCUCAAGUACAUGUAUCAUGUUUUGACUAAAAAUACUACAGUAACAGAUCACAACCGCAACCUGCUGGUCGAGACUAUUCGUUCUAUAACAGAGAUACUUAUAUGGGGAGAUCAGAAUGACAGCUCAGUGUUUGACUUUUUCUUGGAGAAGAAUAUGUUUGUUUUCUUCUUGAACAUCUUGCGUCAGAAGUCUGGUCGUUAUGUGUGUGUACAGCUUCUGCAGACCCUGAACAUCCUUUUUGAGAACAUCAGUCAUGAAACAUCACUGUACUACUUGUUGUCUAAUAACUAUGUAAAUUCUAUUAUUGUUCACAAAUUUGACUUUUCUGAUGAGGAGAUCAUGGCAUAUUACAUAUCGUUUUUGAAAACUCUUUCCCUGAAACUGAACAAUCAUACUGUACAUUUCUUUUAUAAUGAGCACACGAAUGACUUCGCUUUGUACACUGAAGCUAUCAAAUUUUUUAACCACCCAGAAAGCAUGGUCAGGAUUGCUGUUAGGACAAUAACAUUAAAUGUCUAUAAAGUGGACAACCAACCUAUGCUGCAUUACAUUAGAGAUAAAACUGCUGUCCCUUAUUUCUCAAACCUUGUUUGGUUUAUUGGAAGCCACGUGAUAGAACUGGAUAACUGUGUGCAGACUGAUGAAGAGCACAGAAAUAGAGGCAAACUGAGUGACCUGGUAGCAGAACAUCUUGAUCAUUUACAUUACCUUAAUGAUAUCCUUAUCAUUAACUGUGAAUUUUUAAAUGAUGUGCUGACAGACCACCUGCUGAAUCGGCUCUUUCUUCCCCUCUAUGUGUAUUCGUUAGUAAAUCAAGAUAAGGGUGGAGAGCGUCCAAAAAUAAGUCUCCAAGUUUCUCUUUAUCUUCUUUCUCAAGUUUUCCUAAUUAUACAUUAUGCCCCAUUGGUGAACUCAUUGGCUGAGGUCAUACUUAAUGGGGACCUCUCAGUGUUUUCUUCUAAAGUUGAACAAGAUGUUCAGAAAAACUCAGCAAGGUCAAGUAUUAGAUGUUUUAUAAAACCAACGGAAACACUUGAGAGGUCUCUUGAGAUCAACAAACAGAAGGGAAAGAAGAGGGUGCAGAAAAGACCCAACUAUAAAAAUGUUGGUGAAGAAGAUGAAGAGGAGAGAGGGUCUGAGGAUAACCAAGAUGACCUAGAGAAAACUAAAGCUACAGAAGCAAGUUCAAAGGGCAUCAGAACAAGCAGUGAAAGUGAAGAAAUAGAGAUGGUAAUCAUGGAGAGGUGCAAAAUGUCAGAAUUGUCUAUCUCUACUGUGACAGAACAGAAUACAACAGAUGAAGAAAAGAGUGCAGCUGCAUCUGGGAGUGAGAUAACGAGCUGGAACAGGCCUUUUCUUGAUAUGGUCUACAAUGCACUGGACUGUGCUGAAGAUGACUACUAUGCCCUCUUUGUGCUCUGUCUUUUAUAUGCAAUGUCACACAACAAAGGAAUUGACCCAGUCAAGCUGGAGAGAAUUCAACUUCCAGCUCAACAUGCUGAAGAGAGAAAUUCAUAUAAUCAUGUACUUGCAGAGGGGCUCAUCAGAAUAAUGAAUUAUGCUGCACAACCAGAUGGAAAAAUCCGUUUGGCAACUUUAGAACUUGGCUGCCUGUUGCUGAAGCAGCUUGUGUUCUCUAAAAAUGGCAGCAUUGUAAAAGAUGUCCACCUUGCUUGCCUUGAGGGUGCAAGGGAAGAAAGUGUUCAUCUCCUUCGCCGCUUCUAUAAGGGAGAAGAAAUUUUUCUGGAUAUGUUUGAAGAUGAAUACCGGAGUAUGACGAUGAAACCCAUGAAUGUAGAGUAUUUGAUGAUGGAUGCUUCAAUCUUGUUGCCUCCAACGGGAACACCACUGACUGGUAUUGAUUUUGUGAAAAGAUUGCCUUGUGGAGAUGUGGAGAGAACACGAAGAGCAAUCAGAGUUUUCUUUAUGCUCCGGUCGCUAUCACUGCACUUGCAAGGUGAGCCAGAAACUCAGUUACCCCUCACAAGGGAGGAAGAUCUGAUAAAGACGGAUGAUGUUCUAGACUUGAAUAACAGUGAUCUAAUUGCUUGUACAGUCAUAACAAGGGAUGGGGGGCAAGUUCAGAGAUUCCUGGCUGUGGAUAUUUACCAGAUGAGUUUGGUUGAACCGGAUGUUGCCAGACUUGGAUGGGGAGUAGUUAAGUUUGCAGGCCUUUUGCAGGAUAUGCAAGUGACAGGAGUAGAGGAUGACAGUAGAGCUCUGAAUAUAAUAAUUCAUAAGCCUGCUUCCAGUCCUCAUUCUAAGCCCUUCCCUAUCCUUCAAGCUACGUUUAUUUUUUCUGAUCACAUUCGCUGCAUUAUUGCAAAACAGCGUCUUGCAAAAGGCCGUAUCCAAGCUCGGCGUAUGAAAAUGCAGAGAAUAGCAGCUCUCCUGGAUCUUCCUGUUCAGCCUUCAACUGAAGUUGCUCUGGGUUUUGGACACAGCUCUGCAGCUACAGCCCAGCACCUUCCAUUUAGAUUUUAUGAUCAGUCACGCCGUGGUAGCAGUGACCCCACCGUGCAACGCUCUGUUUUUGCAUCUGUUGACAAAGUUCCAGGCUUUGCUGUAGCCCAGUGCAUAAAUCAGCACAAUCCAUCACCACUCUCAUCACCAUCACCUUCCAGUGGCAGCACGGGGCACUGUGAUUCAGUGACUGCCAGCUCAACAUCCACUCCUUCUGCUUCACAGAGCCCGUCAGGUCUGGCAGGAAAGGACGUCGGCGGGUGUUUAGUCUGUCGGAGGCUGACAGUCACGGUGGACACUGGGUUUAGGUCUUCAAGCAGCAGCUGCAACAGAAACUCACGCAAUAUCAAUUCAGAUGAUGCUUCAGCUCCAGAGCAGCCUCAGAUGACCAUUUCUGGUCAGAUGAUCUUUUCUGGUCAGACAGUGUUGACUGAUGUAACUCUUUCAGCAUCCUCAAAGUCUAGCAAGAAUACUGUAAAAAGCAGUGACAUAGAAACAGCAAACCUGUCUCCUAGCCUGAUUCCUGCACAGCAGCCCACAAUAUCAUUAAUAACACGUGACAAUACAGAUGCACUGAGUGUAGAGUCGCUUACACUGGUGCCACCAGUUGAUCCACACAGUCUUCGAACAUUCAGCUGCAUUCCUCAGUCCUCUUUGCAAUCUGAAGUUGAAGUUUGCAGCGUAAAAGAGGUGGAGGAAGAAUGUCCUGACUGAAGUCAACCUACACACUGUGAUAAACCGUGAAGCAAAUGCAACCAAAUACUUCGUUGUUUUUCCUUUGGGAGUGCAGAUACUUCUUGAUGCCUGAGAGGACAUAUGGUCCACCAGAAGACACCCAUUGAUGAAAGAGAAUGUGGGCAGCUUUAGGAGUAAACAUUAGAUGCUCAGAAUAUUUAAACUGGAGAAGAAAAAAAAAAAAAAACACAAAAACAAACUACUUUUUAAUCUGGACCAGUUGUUUCCUAGCAAUUUCUGUUAAAAAAGAACAUGAAAGUAUUUCAGAGCACUUCCUUUCUUUCUGUAGUAGAGUUCCAGCUGCAGGAACAAAGUUAAUUGUAUAAAGUCUACAGUAUUAUGGUAAAGUGAAGAAAUUUUUUGAUACCUAGCUUCAGGAUAUUGUAUCAUUACUUCUCUGAAACUGGAGACAUAACAUUGACCAGAAAAAAAAUGUCUUGUGGUACAGAGAUAACAUUUCCGUUUGAGACAUGGUAUGUUUUUCGGUUUGUUUUUUUGUUGCUGGGGGGGGGUGGUUGUUUGUUUUUAAAUCCUGACCUCCUUCAUCUUUUGGAUGUCUGCAUGAUACCAGCAGGCUUGGCCACUUUCAGUGUUGUCUUCAUAGGACUCCACACUUCAGCGUUGUGUUUUCCAUGUGUAAUAUUUAUGUCAAGGUUUGAUUCAAAGCAGUGAUAUAUAUAUAUAUAUAUAAAAUGUAAAGGUAAAAGCUUGAAAUUUAAUGACAAAUGCUUAUUCAAAUUAACAUAAGGGAUUUUUGAGACUACUUUAGACUUUGCUUAGCCAGCUACAGAGGAGUGUGAAAUAUUUUUAAGAGAUUGCUAUAGAUUGUUUGUUCACUUCCUAUAGUCAAAUUGCUGCACAUCUGAGGAAUGAUGAUUUCCUUUCUACUGAAGGACAACUUCUAGAAGCACACAGAAGCAGUUUUACUCUAAGGAGCUUUUUAAAUAUGUCAUCUUCAUGUAGGAAGAAGGUCUCCACAUCUAAGUGAUAAUUCCUUUGCAAGUCUGAAACUCAAAAGGUAUUGUGUAGGUUUUUUCUGUCUGGGGUAGUAUCACAGUUAAACAACGUUGCUACAUAUAAGUGAAUCUGAGUGUAUGCUUACCUUACUUUGCUUCCCAGAUUGUGAUACCAAGUUGACAGAAAGUACUGGAAAAGUGCUGGUUAAAGUUUAGAAUGUUGUUUACUGAUUUCAUAUGUAAUUUAACAUGAAUAGAAUUUAAGAUUUCUCAUCAAUUUUCAUUUGUGUUAAUUUAAAUUAAUAGUAAAAUGAGCAGAUUGUAAUUACUGGUCUUCAUAUAACAUUGAGUGCUUUCUGGCUCUCAAAGACUGAAGCUUGCUAUUUACUUGGUAUUGUGAUUUCAGUCAUCAGUGCAAUCUGUUCCCUCAUUCUGUCUCUAAAUUUAUGUCAUAUCAAGAAGGAGAAUCUGAAAAGUUUUUACCUACUUCUCAGCCUUUUAUUGUACCUCUUCUUGGCUGUCAGAUGGAAUUCGUGAAGUGAUUUUAAAUGUUGUAUUUAUAUACAAGAUUUAAUCCACAAGUAUAACUUUGCUUGCUUUUCCCAUCUUUUUCUUCUUGUAAUAACUUAAUCCUUGUAAAACAUGUAUACAAGGAGUCUGCCAUUAAGCACCAGAAAUUUUAUUUUUUCUCUUAUUGUGUGCAGUUUUAUGAUUUCCAGUGUUCUGUGGCUUCUGCUUAGUCUCAGGUUUGAGUUAACAAAUAUUCUGACCAUUCCAGAAUGGCCCAAACUCUAAAUUAACUCUGAGAGUUAGGUGUUCUCAGCACUGCUAUGGGUGUGGGGUGGGAGUUUGGCAUUGGUGGAGUAAGAUCCUACCCUUUUUUUCUGGUCGUACGCUUAGGGUGGAUUUACAUGGAAGUCACUGUUCUGGCUAACUUAUGUGUACCUCAACAACCUAGGCACUGGCAGCAGUUGGGGUGCAGGGACCACAUAUAUUUUUAUUAGCUGAACUGAUGGCAGUCUUAACCUCUUCUGCUAUAUUGCAGCAUUGCACUGUAGCAAUAUUCUGAAGAUCAUUAUGAAAAAUGAUGGCAUACUUAAUUUGAAAGCAUUUUAUGUUAGUUGUUAUUCUUAACUCUUGACUUAGAUUACACAAGAUGCCAUCGUGCAGGCUGAAUUCCCUUAAAUAGACUUAGUUUUAGACAGGAAAACAUUGAUCUUUAUUUAUCUAAUUUCAAAUUAAAUUCUCACAAGAUUUAGGAUCAUGCACAAGGAGUCCCUUUGAUGGAUAUGCAUCAUUUCACCCUUGAGGCAUGCUGCACAAGAAGUGGGACAAAGGGGAAGAAAGCUGACUUUGUGCUUUUCAUUGCCUUUGAGUGGCUUAGAAAUCUCAUGACCAGUUGUUUGUUUAAGAGUGUCACAGGAAAUGACAGAGAGAUUCUAUUAUUAGGAAAAUAAAAGACUAGGUCUACCAUCUAGUCUGCUGCUGGCAGAGCCUAGCUAGUCAGGGGUUGGCAAGGUGUGUAUCUUCUUAGCAGUUCUAUCAAAGGUUCUCUGUGAAGAUGGAAUUACACUAGGAGAGCUCUAACAGCACUAGCUCUAUCAGUCUUGUGUUAUGUAAAUGCAACAGCUGGCACAGACCAACCUUAGUCUCUGAAUGGCUACACCACAGAAGCUAUUGAUUUUUUACUUGUUUGCUUCUAAUAUUAAGGCAUAUACAUAUACAGUUUGACUGUCCUGCAUUAGGAGACUUCAGAAUAUAAAAGCUCUGAAGAUGCUGAAAUAAUCUGUCAUUGGCAGUCUUUUAUCUCUGCAACUAUGGUGUUACUUAUCUACAAUUCCUUGAAGGGUAUCUUAUCUAUCUCUCCCUUAUCAGAAAAACUCAAGGUCUGUUUCCUUAUCCCCCUUUCACUGUAAAAAGGAAGCUCAACCAAGAAAGCAUUAGCACAUCAGCCAUAACUGUAAUUUUUUUUCUAAACAAAAGUUGAUUUGAGUCAGUGUAACAUUACCUUUUCUAAGCAAAUCUGAGCACAAAGUUGUAAGUGAGAGCAGUAGCUCAGUAAUUGGUCGUUGAAAAGAUUAUUUCAGUGUAAUACAGCAGAGGGGAGGUAGAAUCACUCUAAAGUAAAUAUAGCAAUGUUCCAGAACAAAAUACCAAAAUUUUGGAGAGGUGCUGAGUACUCACUGUUUGCUUGCAAAGGCUGUUUCUGUCUUCAGCCAUAUUCUGUUAAGUUAGAGCAGUUCUAUUAUCUUUCUGAGAAGCGAAGCGAAAGAAGCGAAGGCAUGGUGAAUGAUAUGCUGCUAUUUUAUGAUCUGUAUGUCUUGUUUUAUCAAAUUUUACCAAGAUAUUAUUCGUUUAACAGAACUGUGUGUUGCCAUCACUAUUAGGUCUUGCAGGUCCCCUUUGCUUUUCUGUCACCCAGUGUAUGACGGUGAACAAGACCUGAGCUUUUCAUUUGUGAAGAUGAUAAUGGCAGCAGACACUUGGUUGUUUGGUAAGGAAGGGGAGAGAGGAAAAAUUAGUGUCCAGUUCCAACGUCUGCUUCACCAUGGAAGUAAUGCUCACAGUUUAAAAUUUGUGUACAGAAAUGAAUUGCUUUGCGGAAAUUCUUUGAUACAGAAAUGAACCAAACAUUAAGCUUCCUUCGCUUCAUUUUACAAAGGUAUGUGGGUUAAACCAAAUUCAUUAGAAAUGUGGUCACAUAUAUUAAUAUUAAAAGCUGGUUUCUGUGUGUGAAGUCACAAAUUGUAUACAAUGUGAAGAUUGAGCUCAUUUAUAUUGUCCACUGCAAAUUCAUGAUAAACUAAAAUUCUGACUUGACUUCCUUAAAUAAGGCUGAGUUUAAAAAAAAUUACACCCCUUAAAGAAGCUCCUGAACGUUCUUCGCUUUGCAACACAGUUGGAAUUUUCCUUGUAGUCAGUUGGUGAGGAAAAAUUGGAAAUACCUUCCAGAACUGGUUUAUUCUUUCACAGUUGCUAAAGGACAGGUAUGUGACAUUUAAAAACUCUUCUUCCCUACUCAGAAUUUAAGACUCCGGUCUAGAUCAACAUUCAGGCUUUAAGUCAAUGUCAAGUGAUUCGUAUGAACCCGUUACCCAAUAGAGACAGAAUAAGGAGGAAGUAGUGUUCCUUUGUGGAUUUGAAGUAUUCUUUUGUGUAAAAUUUUAGCUGAUUGCUAAAAUAGUUUGUUUAUAGCAAAAUAAGCAGUAUUUAGCGUUGAAAUUACUGUGAUUUUUUUUUUUUUUUUAAUUAAACAAAUGUCCUAGGAUGAUGACUUUGAGCAGUCUAGGAAUCCAAUAAAAGGACAUUCAAUUGCAGGGCAAUUAGUAGCAGUAAAUGUAAGUGUAAAACUGUAUGCUUAAAGACAUAGGUAAGCUAUCAGGCAAGCAGGUGUAAGUAUGAAACCAUUUCAUAGCAGUAAACAUUUUAAUUGCAUGGUGCUGUGACUGAUCAAACUGACUCUUCACUGCAGAUAUUAUAGGUAAAUAACUAAAGAAUAGCCUAAUGAAUAGUUUAACUAACCUGCACAUAGUACUCUUCAAAAGAAAAACCCCACCCUGCUAAACAUUCUGAUCUUGUCUUCACUAACCAAUUCAAGUUAAAUGGGGAGUUGUUUUUAAAAGAGCAGCUGUCGUAUAGUAGAGGAGCGACAUUGUCCUGUUUUAGUCCUAUAGUUGAGUCAAAGGUUUGCCAAGAGACAUCAGAUGAGGGCAUCAGUGAGAUCUAGGCAUUUUGCCUCAAAGAUAAUUAGUCUUCUUGAUGAGUCUCCUGCUUAUUUUCAAACACCCUGAUGUUAGACAUCUAAAUAUAUGUUGAAAAUUUUCUUCCUGUUACUGUCGUUCUUCCUGAAAGAGGAUUUUGGUACAUCACUGUUUAACCAUCACUGAACUAUCCUAGCAUAUCACUAACCCGGACACUGCACUUCUCUUCCCUUGAAGUCUUUGGAAUGGUUCUCCUGUGCUUGCCUGCUCUGUUGCUCUUACCUUUCCCAAUAUUUGCAGCAUUAAUUAGAACGUAUAACUGUUAUUGUCUCAUGUUGGCUUCUGCAAAGCAGAUGCUAAUCCCAGCACAGCUUGCUAGGGUGGGAUAUUUUUAAGGAGUGGGAUGGGGGAAGUGCUUGGGGUUAUUUUCUGCUGCUCGGAAUUUUUUGAGCAGGAAUAAAGACAUGGAAGAUGCAGUUCUGGACUGAGCUUCAAACAGAAAGUUCUUUCAUAUGGAAAUGUAUUUUUAUAUUACUUUUGUACAGAAUUUUCCCUAUUUUGAUCUCCUAAAAUUUUUAGAUUUGCGCAUUGCUCGAAUUUGGUUUCUUUUGCAAUAUGUUAUGUGUAUUUCAUGUUUGUUAAUGUAUUAUAAAUGUACAGCUAAAUUUUUGUUGUCUAAUAAAUGUGCACUGUGGUGGUAUUUGGUUUGGUUUUUUGCUAACUUAAAUUCCUUGGUUCUUAUGAAAAGAAAAACGUGGGUCAUUGUAACUAUCUUGUUAGCAUAAACGUAUGGAGUGCAUUUAUUUAAAAGAAUAACUAAAAAGGGCUUAAGAAGCAGGUAAUGCCUAAGAAUACUUGUGCCUGACAAAAUAAAUAGUGUUCUCAGGAUUCUUUCAAGUUUCUGGUCUUAAAAUACAUGAGAUUUUUUUUUUCACCUUUGUCUCCAUUACUUCUGGUUAUGGGUGCUUGUGCUAAAGUGAGUUUACAACAUAGUAAUUGCAAGCUGAUCACGUGGGUAUCUCAGGAGAUAAGGUCUGAGGUUUUGUGUUUGGGAGUAUUUAAGGGCUAGCUGUGGCAGAAAUAUUUAGAACGAACAUUACAAUAAUUUUGAAAAGGAUUGAGAAUAGAUUCAAGUGUGCAAAUGUGCAGGCUAAUUAGAAUUUCUAGGAGCUUUGUUUCACAGUGCAUAGCACAGAACAGAACAUUGUGUUACAACUCUUGGGGACCUACUGGAAGCAUUUUAAUCUUUAGGGAUAAUUUCAGGCACCUCCACUUGUGAAUAGGUGUAUUGAUAUUUUUGUUGCAAAAUUGUUACUCCGUUUUGGGCAGUUUUGCAAGUUUGAUUGUUUUAAGUGCAAAGAGGAGGAAAUGUAUUUUUCUAGAAGAAUGAAUGUACUUGGGAUUUGAACACUACAUAAAGCAUUUAAUGAACAUGAGGGACACUCCUUCUAUGAAAUAUAUUUCAAUAAAGUUGUGUCUGGAAUGUACUUCAGUUGGAAAAAAAAGAAUUCUCAAUGUGCACUUACAUUUACAUGGGAAAAACCCCAAAGACAGGGUGAAUUGAAUUCCGAAAUGUCUUUCUACGGGCAAUAAGUAUUAAUUAUUUAAUCUAAGUUAUGUUAGACGUUUAGAGUAUAUGUGACAAUAUCUUAUCUUAAAUUAAAGGCAAAUGUAAAUAAGUGUCUGGGAAGGGAGUGAAAUGAGAAAAUAUUGGUGUAUGUUUCUGAAAUCCAGAUUUCUAUAGCUGAGUCUACUUGUUGGCAUUAAUUGUGUGUCAUGGCUGUUGAACACUGGACGAGAAUGAACAAUAGACCUUUCUUUGUAAAUGGAACUUAGCAAUAAAAAUGGUGUUACUAUGAAAA